AUGCGCCUUUGGAGACUCCAGAAGCCAUUGGACGAGUUGAACGACAUGGAGGCGUUCUCAAAGCUAUGGUACGAGGCACUCCGCGACAGGUCCUUCAAAGCGGUGGCCGUUUGCAUGGUGGACGGAGGGCCAGAGUACGAGGUCUCUUUGAAGGGCACCGCCGCACCGUGCAAGUACAGCUUGGACAGGAACGACCUGGAUUUCGGCGACAUUCCGUUCACGGAGGUGGGUGAGUCGGAGAUCUACUUGUCGAAUCGCGGCCAGGUGGCGGCCAGCUUCAACUUUAACCUCGCCGGCAUUUCGCGACCGUUCGUGGUCGACGUGGUGCCGAACAACGGCAUCCUCAAGCCAGAGGAGCGUCUCAAGGUCGUUGUGCGCUUCAGGGCGGGUAUCCCCGACCUCGUGGUGGAGACAGUUCUCGUUGAGGUGGCUCAUUUCGAGCCCGUGACUCUCACGGUGCGUGCAGGGGUUCUGCAGGAGAGGGCCCCAGAUGUCGUGCUGCAGUUUGCUGAUGUUUCUGUCACUUUGGAUGACUCUGGCCUGCCUAAGCUGGAGGCCAUUGUUGAGUCUCUUGUGAAUUCGGUUACGUGGAAAUGUCUCAUUGAUCAUUGGCAAAAGGGCAAGCACUUUGUUCUCCCUUUUGAUGUCACUGCUCGGGACGGCUACGUCGGACCUAUGGGUAGGUCUACCCUAGGCCUACGGGUAGCCUAUGUACAGGCCUACGUAGAGGCUAUGCGAGGCUACCUAAGGCUGCCGGCAGGCCUAUCCGUAGGCCUACGGGUAGGCUACCGGCAGGCCUACCCGCCUACGGGUAGGCUACCGGUAGGCCUACCCGCAGGCCUACGGGUAGGCGACCGGACUCGAGAAACGACGAAAGCACCCGUCAAACUGCCUACCGCUAGCCUACCCGUAGGCCUGCGGAUAGGCCUGCGACCAGGCCUACCGGUAGCAUACCUACACGCCUAUGGGCAGGCCUACCGGCCUAUACGGGUAGGCCUACGCGUAGGCUGCCCGUGGCCCUUUGAUACGUUUACGGGUAGGCCACACGAGGGCCUACGGAUAGGCCUACGCGUAGGCUGCCGCAGACUCUACCGACAGGCCUACGCGUAG
Molecule: messenger RNA, 1110 nt
Organism: Symbiodinium natans
Lineage: Eukaryota; Dinophyceae; Suessiales; Symbiodiniaceae
Source: the annotation of a GenBank genome assembly